AUGGAAUCAGAUGAGGUCUGCAUCCAGUACUUGAAAGACUCCAACAUGCUUUUCAUUGGUGGACUUGUGGUCGCCAUCGCUGUUGAAGAGUGGAAUCUGCACAAGAGGAUUGCCCUACAGGUCCUGCUUGUUGUAGGAGUGAAACCAUCACUUCUCAUGGUGGGGUUCAUGAGCACGACGGCAUUCUUAUCCAUGUGGAUCAGUAACUCCGCCUCCACUGCCAUGAUGUUGCCCAUCGCUAAGGCCGUGCUGGACCAGCUGUCUGACACAGAGGCACGAGCAGAGGAGAAAGAGUGGGAGAUGAUGGCUGCCAGUGACGGUGAAGAGAACCCAACCUUUCAAAUGGAGGAGGAGAAAACGGACGUGGACAGUGUGCUGCAUUUACAAGAAAAUGGCUUCACUGACAAUUGUUGUGCCAGAAGAGCAGAAGCUGAAGAGCGCAGAGCGAAAAGGGAGCAGAAGUAUUCUCGAUUGUCCAAAGGAAUGAGCCUGGCUAUCUGUUACUCUGCAAGUAUUGGAGGCACUGCCACGCUCACUGGGACCACUCCCAACGUCAUCCUGAAGGGCCAGAUCGAUGAACUCUUUCCAAACAAUGGCGGCAUCAUAAACUUUGCUAGCUGGUUCGGCUUCUCAUUUCCGAACAUGGUCCUGACGCUGGUGCUGUCGUGGUUGUGGCUGCAGGUGUUAUUUGUGGGCUUCAACUUUAAAGAAUUAUUUAGUUGCUGUACAAAAAGUAAAGGUCAAAAAGAGGACUAUCAGGUGAUCAAAAAUGAGUACAAGAAGUUGGGCCGGAUGAGCUUUGCAGAGGCUUGUGUUCUGAUGAUCUUCACUCUGCUGGUUCUGCUGUGGUUCACCAGAGAUCCAGGCUUCAUACCGGGCUGGGCCACCGUGCUUUUCAAUCAACAGAAAAAGUAUGUCACAGAUGGCACAGUGGCUAUAUUGAUGUCGUCGCUGUUUUUCUGCAUCCCGUCCAGUUUACCUUCAUGCUGCUGUGGGUCUUCGAGCGACGACUCCACUAAAGCCCCGCCCCCGUUGUUAAGUUGGAGUAUUGUCCACCAAAAGUUUCCUUGGAACACCCUCCUGCUUCUCGGGGGAGGGUUCGCAUUGGCUCAUGGUAGUGAUGUAUCUGGACUCUCUGCAUGGCUGGGGGACACUCUCAUUCCUCUUCAAAAUAUUCCACCGUUUGCCAUUUCGAUUCUGCUGUGUUUACUGGUGGCUCUCUUCACUGAGUGCUCCAGUAACACUGCCACCACAACACUGUUUCUGCCCAUUCUGGCCUCAAUGGCUGUCGCUAUCAAGAUCCAUCCCAUGUAUGUCAUGAUUCCUUGCACGUUUGCUUCUAACCUGGCCUUCAUGCUGCCUGUGGCCACGCCCCCCAACGCCAUAGCCUUCUCUUUUGGUAACCUCAAAGUCAUGGACAUGGUCAAAGCUGGCUCCAUGCUCAAUGUUAUUGGAGUUAUUACCAUCAACCUUUCCAUUAACACCUGGGGUGUAGCAAUGUUUGACCUCGAUACUUUCCCUGACUGGGCUAAUGUCACUGUCAAACCAUGA
Knipowitschia caucasica is the source of this 1551-nucleotide messenger RNA. The record is from the annotation of a GenBank genome assembly. Lineage: Eukaryota; Metazoa; Chordata; Actinopteri; Gobiiformes; Gobiidae.